Molecule: messenger RNA, 2258 nt
Organism: Trichosurus vulpecula (common brushtail)
Lineage: Eukaryota; Metazoa; Chordata; Mammalia; Diprotodontia; Phalangeridae
Gene: NOP9
Product: NOP9 nucleolar protein
Exons: 10
Coding region: 300-2156 (618 amino acids)
Biological process (GO): endonucleolytic cleavage in 5'-ETS of tricistronic rRNA transcript (SSU-rRNA, 5.8S rRNA, LSU-rRNA); ribosomal small subunit export from nucleus; endonucleolytic cleavage in ITS1 to separate SSU-rRNA from 5.8S rRNA and LSU-rRNA from tricistronic rRNA transcript (SSU-rRNA, 5.8S rRNA, LSU-rRNA)
Cellular component (GO): nucleolus; 90S preribosome; preribosome, small subunit precursor
Molecular function (GO): RNA binding
Source: RefSeq, a predicted model, not a curated record
GUCGCCGCCUCCGCUCCCGGGGAUCCUCGCGCCCAGCCCACUAGCGCGCGCCUUGGGACGGUUAAGUGUAUUCCAAAACACCUUGGACGCUGGCCCGAGGAGGGCGAGUACGGGGGGCGGGGCCCGGCCGGGGAAGACGCCCCCUUCCCCCUGGGAGGCGGCCGUCGCGGGGCAAUGACGGAAGCACCGCGGCGCCGAACCGCCGUGGAGAAACGCUUCGAGGAGCGGCCUUCGAGCUGGGACCGCGACGCUCGAGGGAACGUGGCCGGGGUCCCAGGGUCACCUCUGCGCGUGCUCCCAUGGGGGUGCGCCCACACCUGCCCCAGCGAGCCGGGCACCGCCGGCCCGGCAGGGGCGUGCGGGGCCGGGCGCGGUCGGAGCAGGGCCCUCACCCGCACCCUCGGCCGGCUCCCAACCCGCACCCUCGGCCGGCCCCCGAGUCGCUGACCUACUUUCGCCGGGCCCUAGAGGCGCUGAAGGAGACGCCCGAGAGCGGGGAGGAGCGCGAGCUUUUGAUACAUAACGUGUUGAAGGAAUUGGAGACGCAGGCGGUGGCCUUGGCCACAGACAGGGCGGGCAGCGCCAUGCUGCAGGAGCUCUUGUCCUGCAGCCCCCCGGCCCCGCUGUGCACGUUGCUGGCGGCUCUCCUACCUCACUUAAGCUCCGUGGCUUGUCACCGAAGCGGGGCCCACGUGUUGCAAAGUAUCAUGCUGCAGCUGCCCCGAUUUCCAGAGGCUCUCACUAAGAAGGAAGAAGGAGUCGUAAAGGAUGGAGACCUCGAGAGUCUGGAGGAGCUGGUGCUGAAGCUGGCAUCAGAGGUGCGUGAUGCCUUAGUCCUCUACAGUGGAGACACUCAUGGCAGCUUCGUGGUCAGGACUCUGCUACAGGUGUUAGGGGGGACAAUCUUGGAGUCUGAGGUAGCCAGACCCCGAGGUCCCCAGUCACUUGAUGGCCAGCGGGCCCCAGUUCGGGAAUGGAAGCCAGCCAGUUUUGAGGUUCCUGAUACCUUCUUGAGUUGCUUACAAGAACUGAGUUCCUGUUUUCUGAAGGAUAUUUCUGUGUUCAUCACUGACAAGGUCUCCAGUUUCUGCCUCCAAGUAGCACUGCAGGUACUGCAUCGGAAACUUCCCAAGGCUUGUGGCUGUCUUUGUGAUUCUGUGAUCACAUACCUGAGUACUCGAAAUUCUGCGGCUGAUAGCAGCCCCUUGCUGCUAUUCCUACGGGACCAGACAAGCUCCAGACUACUAGAACGGGUAUUGCUGGCGUCAGAACCUCCACAGCUACAGAGCCUCUUUGAGGAUCACUUCCAGGGGCAGCUGCAGUCCCUAGCGGCCCAUCCAAUUGCUAACUUCCCCUUGCAGCGAUUACUUGAUGCUAUUACCACCCCCCAGUUGCUCUCCCAAGUGUUUGAGGAGUUGAGUCCUGCUCUGGAAGCUGUGCUGGCACAAGGCCACCCAGGUGUAGUCAUUGCUUUGGUGGGUGCCUGCCGUAGAGUUGGGACUCACCAGGCCCAGAUUCUGCAGUUGCUGCUGGAGGCGUUCCACUGUGCAGAACCCCCAUCGAGGCAGGUGGCAUGUGUACCCCUCUUUGGCUCCCUGACAGCCUAUGAGGUGUACUAUGGACUAGAGGAAGAAGAUGUACCUUCUGAACACAAGCUAGAGGUGGCUGCAGCUUGGCCCCUGGGGGAAGUGACUGUUCCUGGAUCACUGUUGCUUCAGCACCUGCUGCACUUCUCAAUCCUGGGCCCUGUGCUUCCAAGUCUGACUUCUAUGGAAGGACCACAGCUUCUGGCCUUGGCCCAAAGCCCUGCUGGUUCCCAUGUCCUGGAUGCUGUGCUAACUAGCUCUACCGUGACUGGAAAACAGCGUCGCAGAAUCUUACGGCGCCUCAAGGGACACUAUGUGGCUCUGGCCUGCAGCCGUCAUGGCAGUCGAGUGCUGGAUGCCAUCUGGAAUGAAGCAACUUUGGGGACUCGUAAGGAGAUUGCUGCUGAGUUGGGGGAACAGAACCAGAAGCUGAUGAGAGAUCCCUUUGGCCAUCACGUGGCCCGAAAUGUGGCACUGGGCACUUUCCUGAAGCGACGAGGAGACUGGGAACAGCAGCAAGGGGCAGUAGCCAAGCGGAGAAAAGCCCUGAGCACCGUACUUGGAGACUGAGGUCUUUGGACCUGGGCAUGGAGCAGUGCUGGGAGGGGCAACUGGCUUAGUUUGACUGAGAAAUUCUAAUAGUAAAUAUUUUUAUAUUUUUAUUGGAAAUGA